GGCUCUUCAAAAAGAUAAAGAAGACAAGAAGAUACAUACAUUUCCUUCUUGUGCCAGCUGAAGCCAAUUGAAAAAUAUCAAGGAUGCCAAAUUGGGGAGGUGGAGCCAAAUGUGGUGCGUGUGACAAAACAGUCUACCAUGCUGAGGAAAUUCAGUGUAAUGGGCGGAGUUUUCAUAAGACAUGUUUCCUAUGCAUGGGCUGCCGAAAAGCUCUGGACAGCACAACAGUAGCGGCUCAUGAAUCUGAAAUCUACUGCAAAACAUGUUAUGGGAGGAAAUAUGGCCCCAAAGGAAUUGGCUUUGGGCAAGGCGCCGGUUGUCUCAGUACGGACACAGGAGAACAUCUGGGGCUGGAUUUACAGCAGCACUCACCAAAGCCGGGUCGUCCGUCUACCCCUACCAACCCUUCAAAAUUUGCCACAAGGUUUGGAGAAGUAGAAAAAUGUCCUCGUUGUGGAAAGUCAGUGUAUGCUGCAGAGAAGAUAAUAGGAGGAGGAAAGCCUUGGCACAAGACUUGCUUCCGAUGUGCUUUUUGUGGAAAAAGUCUAGAAUCUACAAAUGUUACAGACAAAGAUGGGGAGAUUUAUUGUAAAGUUUGUUAUGCAAAGAAUUUUGGCCCUAAAGGAAUUGGAUUUGGCGGCCUCACUCAAGUUGAGAAGGUGGAAUAAGAUGCCAUGUUGAGAUCUCAUUUAGGCCUAUCUAAAUAAGUAACAAUAAAAAUUUAAUUUCUUGUUGUGGGAAAUCAUUUUUGAAAAAUAGCAUUUCAUUCCUGAGCAACAGAACUCCCCAACACUGAGAUGUGGACUGUUCAUAAAUAAUUUCUGAAUCAAAAUUCUGGUUAUUUUAUCAAGAUAAUUACACAGACAAUCCUGACACUGUUAUUUUUACACUUGUGCUAAUUAAGCAAAACUCAAAUCCUAUUCUUUAUCAUAGAAUAUAUGAAACAUCAACAAAGUGAAGAUGGAACAUGAAAUAUAGGCAUUUGGUUAUGAUUUGUCAGAAUGAUAACAUACUUUAAUAAGUCUACCUGCAAAUAUAAUCUCUAUAUUAUUUUUAAAAUUUAAUCCUCUCAAAAUUUUGAUAUCUUUGUUGGGAAAAACUGAUUGGUUAUUCCAUCUUUAAACAUAUUUUACUGAAGAGAGCAGUAAAUGUGCUGUGCUGCAUAAAAGAAGUGUAAUUAAAUUGUGAGCACUAAGAUAAACAUUUCAUUCAUCAUUUCUCAAAUUACUUUACACAGUAUGCUUUUUGUCAUUUCACUUAAACUUUGCACUUAUUCAAAAAUAUAGUUGUAAUCUGCAUUUAUCUGAGGUAAUUUUUAUUCUGUUCUACUCUGGCAUGAACUUCAGGAUGCACCAGAUUUGUACUGCAGGUCAAAUUUUCCAUAAAUGUGAUGUGCAAUAGUAAUGCCUAGCAAAAAGAUUCAUAGUCAAUCUUCUAUUUUCUGUUUUUACAUGCAUUAGGUAAUUUUUUUAAAAAAGCUGUCAUUACUGCAUAUAUUGUUCAAUGUCAGUGACUAUUAUAUUUUCCUUUAAAUAUUUAAAGCCAGUAAUAUACUGAAGUUUUAACUGAAAUGUGAGCAUACAUAUGUCAAAUCUAAACAGCCUUUAUGUAGGUUAGAGUUGUCCAGUACUUUGGAUUCAAUUUCCAAAAGGCUGCAAAGACGAGAGUGCCAACAUAACAACUGACUGCAGUACUUUAGAGCAGCUAUGUCUUUUUCCUAGAUCACUUUGGGGGAUUUGAUCUAAGCACUGCAUAGUCCUAAUACAUAGUUAUAUAUUAGCAGAGAAGUAUAAUAACUUCUUAUGAAUUAUAAAUUGGAUU
Thamnophis elegans (Western terrestrial garter snake) is the source of this 1821-nucleotide messenger RNA. RefSeq names its product cysteine and glycine rich protein 3 (gene CSRP3). Gene Ontology annotation, molecular function: structural constituent of muscle; actinin binding. Gene Ontology annotation, cellular component: Z disc; cytoplasm; nucleus. Gene Ontology annotation, biological process: muscle tissue development; cardiac muscle contraction; sarcomere organization. The record is from RefSeq and is a predicted model, not a curated record. The transcript is spliced from 6 exons. The coding region runs from base 84 to 668 and encodes 194 amino acids. Lineage: Eukaryota; Metazoa; Chordata; Lepidosauria; Squamata; Natricidae.